GGGGGAGCUUCAGGGGGCCUGUGCUCUACUUCCAACGCUUCUACUUCUCAGAACCUUCCUAGUAAGGUCAGUGCUUCUGCUGGCCUCCGAACACCCUGUGCGACGACUCGAAAACUUUUAAUGGGUCAUGUAGAUUUAUAGGCGGCAGCUGGCUACUGAUACACCAUGGGGCAGGCGACGACUGCGUCUCUUUUGCUAUCUCCGUCGGCUUGGUUUGAUCACUUUGAUGAUAUCGAUGAACUGUCAAAGUCACAUGCUGAAGCUCAACGGCACAUGUGACUAAGUUCAGAUUUGCAGUGGCGUUCAAGGCGCCUCGCCUGCACAGCUAUGUUGAUUGUUUUAGAAGAGCAACACCGGUAACUUCCACUGGCACGGUAGCAUUAGCCCAGGUCACAGGCCGUUUACUCACUAGUAUAUCGAAAGAAGGUACUGACCUGAAGUUUUGUUCUAGUCUACCAUUUCACUUCCGAAUUGCACUGACAGUCACCAUGAUGGAAACAGAGUCCAUUCCUGAUACAGCUUUGGUCAACAUGGCGAAUGGUGGCGCCUUCCACCAGUUGUUCUCUUCUCCAGAUGCCGAUAUUGUACUCGGUGCCAAAGAUCAUACCCUUUUCCGCAUCCACUCAUGGACGCUCAAGACGACAUCAGGCUGGUUCCGGUCUCUCUUUUCCAUGCCUCAACGAAGCUCCCUUCCGAAUCACACCGAGGUCAUCAAUCUAGAGGAAGACUCGCAUACACUAGAGAGUCUGCUACUCAUGAUCUGCGGUCUUCCGAUUAACCCACUCACAUCGUAUGACGAGGUUGAUGCAUUGUUAUUCGCUGCAGAAAAAUAUGAGAUGCCAGGGCCUGUCUCGCUCAUACGCGUGCUUAUCAUGACGCCCCCGCUCUUAGACCAGCCUCUGCGUCUUUAUGCAGCCGCAACCCGUUGUGGAUGGGAAGAAGAGGCCAAACAUGCCUCCGCGCAAUCGCUCGCUCUCGACAUCUACGCGCCGGAACAUCAACCCAUCCUGCGAAAAAUACACACAGGCGCUGUGCUUGACCUGAUAAACUUGCAUCGCAAUCGACGCGAGGGCAUUCGGAAACGUCUGGAUGAGCAGCCGUUCGUGAUAGGGAGCACGAAGGCAUCUUGUCCGCGGUGUAGAUGGACGAUUGAUCAUCAUACAUGGAGAGAGCUCAAGUAUAAAGUUGUGAUGGAGAUGGAUGCACGGCCGCUAGGAGACACGGUCGUGGAUGUGGGACUGAUUGAGUGGCCUGAGGCGGUCGCGUGUUGGGAUGCAAAGUGCCCUAAUGCUGAGUGCACGUGUGUAUUGUACGACAAGGUCGAGACUUUGCGUCUCAUUCGGGAGUGUAUUGAUACCCUUCCUAGAACGACAUGAAACGUAGUAGUGCACCAUUAGACACGAUACUUAGAUAGGCUAGUCGAGCAAAUGUUAUAUAUUUCGAGGAUGGUA
Messenger RNA from Suillus bovinus, 1451 nucleotides. RefSeq lists its product as uncharacterized. The record is from RefSeq and is a predicted model, not a curated record. The transcript has a single exon. The coding region runs from base 489 to 1376 and encodes 295 amino acids. Gene Ontology annotation, molecular function: protein binding. Lineage: Eukaryota; Fungi; Basidiomycota; Agaricomycetes; Boletales; Suillaceae.